GACAGCGCCUCCGCGGCAAGUAGCAUGGAGGUGACGGACCGCAUCGCCUCCCUGGAGCAGCGGGUCCAGAUGCAAGAGGACGACAUCCAGCUGCUGAAGUCGGCUCUGGCCGACGUGGUGCGGCGGCUGAACAUCACGGAGGAGCAGCAGGCCGUGCUCAGCAGGAAAGGACCUACCAAAGCAAGACCCCUGGUGCAGACCUUGCCUUUAAGAACCACCGUCAACAACGGCACCGUGUUACCAAAGAAACCCAGUGGCUCUCUGCCGUCCCCCUCCGGGACCAGGAAAGAAACUGCUAUGCCGGCAAUAACCAAAAGCACCAUCAAGAGGACCAGCUCUUCGGAACGCGUGUCCCCCGGCGGCCGAAGGGAAAGCUACGGGGACUCCAAAGGCAACCGGAACCGCACGGGGUCCACCAGCAGCUCUUCGAGCGGCAAAAAGAACAGCGAAAGCAAACCCAAGGAGCCCGUCUUCAGUGCGGAAGAGGGCUACGUGAAGAUGUUCCUCCGCGGCCGCCCGGUCACCAUGUACAUGCCCAGGGACCAGGUGGAGUCCUACAACUUGGAAGCCAAAGUGGACCUUCCAACCAAGAGGCUCAAGCUGGAGUGGGUCUACGGGUACAGGGGCCGGGACUGUCGGAACAACCUGUACCUGCUCCCGACGGGCGAGACGGUGUACUUCAUCGCGUCCGUGGUCGUGCUGUACAACGUGGAGGAGCAGCUGCAGAGGCAUUACGCCGGCCACAAUGACGACGUGAAGUGCCUAGCAGUUCAUCCGGAUAAGAUUACAAUAGCAACAGGACAAGUCGCGGGCACUUCCAAGGAUGGGAAACAAUUGCCCCCACACGUGCGCAUCUGGGACUCUGUGACACUGAACACCCUGCACGUCAUUGGGGCCGGGUUUUUUGACCGAGCCGUCACCUGCAUCGCGUUCUCCAAAUCUAAUGGAGGGAGCAACCUGUGUGCUGUGGACGAUUCCAACGACCACGUGCUGUCGGUGUGGGACUGGCAGCGGGAGGAGCGGCUGGCGGACGUCAAGUGCUCCAAUGAAGCUGUGUUUGCCGUGGACUUCCACCCCACCGACACCAACAUCAUCGUCACCUGCGGAAAAUCACACCUCUACUUUUGGACGCUAGAAGGAAACUGCCUCAUUAAGAAGCAAGGAUUGUUCGAGAAGCAAGAGAAGCCAAAGUUUGUUCUCUGUGUGACUUUUUCUGAAAACGGCGACACCAUUACCGGAGACUCGAGUGGCAACAUCCUGGUCUGGGGAAAAGGUACGAAUCGAAUAAGCUAUGCCAUUCAAGGGGCCCACGAGGGUGGUAUUUUUGCACUUUGUAUGUUAAGGGACGGCACCCUGGUGUCGGGAGGCGGGAAGGACCGGAAGCUCAUUUCUUGGAAUGGAAACUAUCAGAAACUUCAUAAAACUGAGAUUCCAGAACAGUUUGGUCCGAUACGGACGGUGGCCGAGGGGAAAGGCGACGUGAUCUUGAUAGGCACCACCAGGAACUUUGUCCUGCAGGGCACGCUGUCAGGGGACUUCUCGGCCAUCACUCAGGGUCACACUGACGAGCUCUGGGGACUGGCCAUCCACGCCUCCAAGCCCCAGUUCCUGACCUGUGGGCACGACAGACAUGCCACUCUCUGGGACGCCGUCGGUCACCGGCCCGUCUGGGACAAGAUAAUAGAGGAUCCAGCUCAGUCUUCUGGUUUUCAUCCUUCAGGGUCUGUGGUUGCAGUUGGAACACUGACCGGGAGGUGGUUUGUGUUUGACACAGAAACAAAAGACUUGGUCACCGUGCACACGGAUGGGAACGAGCAGCUGUCCGUCAUGCGGUACUCGCCAGACGGGAAUUUCUUAGCAAUAGGCUCCCAUGACAACUGUAUCUAUAUCUACGGAGUCAGUGACAAUGGGCGGAAGUACACACGAGUCGGCAAAUGCUCGGGUCAUUCCAGCUUCAUUACUCACCUGGACUGGUCUGUAAACUCACAGUUCCUCGUGUCAAAUUCUGGAGACUACGAAAUCCUUUACUGGGUUCCCUCCGCAUGCAAGCAAGUCGUCAGUGUGGAAACUACAAGAGACAUCGAGUGGGCUACAUACACCUGCACUUUGGGAUUCCACGUCUUUGGAGUGUGGCCUGAAGGCUCGGACGGGACCGACAUCAAUGCCGUCUGUCGGGCCCACGAGAAGAAAGUCCUGUCGACGGGCGAUGACUUCGGCAAAGUGCACCUCUUCUCUUACCCUUGUUCGCAGUUCAGG
Molecule: messenger RNA, 2256 nt
Organism: Myotis lucifugus (little brown bat)
Lineage: Eukaryota; Metazoa; Chordata; Mammalia; Chiroptera; Vespertilionidae
Product: echinoderm microtubule-associated protein-like 1
Exons: 20
Biological process (GO): microtubule cytoskeleton organization
Cellular component (GO): mitotic spindle
Molecular function (GO): microtubule binding
Source: RefSeq, a predicted model, not a curated record